Mesocestoides corti is the source of this 382-nucleotide messenger RNA. NCBI's taxonomy places the organism in Eukaryota, Metazoa, Platyhelminthes, Cestoda, Cyclophyllidea, Mesocestoididae. The record is from the annotation of a GenBank genome assembly.
GUUGGAAUGCGAUGCUCUUCUUGAAUUGCUUCCCGACCUCGCAGCUAACUUAAUCAGUCUCUACUUAAUCGCUCCCGAUCAUGCUAAGGAAGCCCUCUCGAAUGUGUUUGUCCUGCGCCGAGAUCAAUUGGAGGGCUCACUGAGACAACUGUUCUUUCUUCCCAACUUGCCAGGGUUGGAAGAGUUUCAACCGAUCCUCAGCACAGUGUGUCCUUGGCGUGAUCUGUGCCUUCCGGGUGCACCUUAUCCAGACCCAUCAGAACUCCAGUUGGCACCUCCUGACAACUUUGCCGAUCUGCUGACGGCAUGGCUUUCAGCGUUGAGUCACUCGAGUCGCCCUGUUCGUCGCAUCUGCCUGGCGUCUCUCGUGGCGAAUGCCGGU